Molecule: messenger RNA, 2788 nt
Organism: Anoplopoma fimbria (sablefish)
Lineage: Eukaryota; Metazoa; Chordata; Actinopteri; Perciformes; Anoplopomatidae
Gene: znf16l
Product: zinc finger protein 16 like
Exons: 3
Coding region: 532-2208 (558 amino acids)
Biological process (GO): regulation of transcription by RNA polymerase II
Molecular function (GO): DNA-binding transcription factor activity; RNA polymerase II cis-regulatory region sequence-specific DNA binding
Source: RefSeq, a predicted model, not a curated record
CAAACAGGAAUUUCCACAACGCUACAACCCAGAAGUUAUAUUUUAAAUGUGUCAUAUUUGAGCUUUAAAACACGAGUAAAUACUGUAUUGACUAUUAAUUAAUCCAUUUAGGUACAACGUAUGAGUCCUUUAUAAACGGUGCCGUAUAAGAAAGUAGUUCCAUUAUAUUGCUCUUGCUAUCACAGUUUACUUUCUACUGUAUACUUUAGAGGGCGCUACCUAUGAGACCCGAGCUUACUCUUCCGAAUCCAGCCAUUACUGCAACUCUUUUAUGUAUAUGUCAAGUAAGCUGGUAUCAGAAACGCUACUUCCAUUUAUUGCUUUCAAAAUAAAAGUCUAUCUGGUCAAGCUUCGUCCAGUCAGUUGUUUGACAUAAUAAUGCUUUUGUUUUGAAGCCAGGUUCCUCCUACAUCUGGUGUUAAUCUGACAAACCUAACUACUGUCUUUCAGCAUCACCCAAACAUUAGCCUGUAGAGUAGCUUUUAGCUAGCCGAACUCCUCCGAAAAUAGAGCUCCUUGCCAAGCUGAUCUAUGAGUCGCAAAAGAAACCACAGUUUCGUCGAAACCGGCCUGUCCCCUGAGCUCCACGGCACCUUCAUGGAGCCCCCCGGGUCGGCGAGUCGAGCCGACGGCGAUUUCCUAGAGCUGGAGCACGACGAGGAGCUGCUCUGCUCGGUCAGCGACAUCACGGAGCACCUCGGCAGAAACAUCGCCGCGGUGCUGGAGACAGCGCUGUCGGAGAUCCGCAAAAUGGUCAGCAUCAGGAUACGAGUGCUGAAGAUGGAGCUGCGCGAGAAAAGCGAAGAAAUCGAGGUGUUGAAGGCGAGACUGGAUCCAGUUCAGAGGGACGGCAGGGAGCCUUUCCCCGGCGUUGCGGCCAUGGAGCCGUCUGCAGAUGUUGGCUUCAGAAAACACGACUUCGGAUCCGGCAGCAAACACAACAGUGUGGACCCGAGGAGAGCCAAGGCUGUCAUGCCCGGUGUAAAGAAGGAGAAUAUAGAUGCUAUCUGCGACUAUCUGAUGAAAGACAAGAACUCGAGGGGGUGCGCGGACAUGGACGGAGACCAGAGCAGCCAAGCCAGCGGCGACAGGGAGGCUCGCCCAGAUCCUGACCCGCACUCCCUCAACCUGUGGCCGGACGGCGGCAUGGCCGGCUCCGGGCCUGGGCACGGAGACUCCGAGUCCGCCACGGAUGACCUCUUCGGUAUGCUCCCCUCCGGCAGCAAGCGGAUGUACGACUACGAGUGGAUAGCACCGAUGGAGUAUUCUUCCGACCUGAAAGUCAUGAAAGAGCCAGAGUGUGAGGACACCCCGACCGGCGAGACGGAGGACGAUGAGGAUGACGAUGAGGGAGAUGUGUCGCCGAGGAGGGAGGGGGGGGGACUGGAGCAGGACCAGGUCCCCAUGUCAAACGUCCAGCCCUCUGAGUUCAGCAUCGAGACCCAGAGCUCUCCGGGAGAGGGAGGGAGUCCGCUGGACGGGAACACCGACCGGCCUGUGGCAGGCCAGCAGUUCCCCGGCCUCACGUAUAUCUGCUCUCUGUGCGGAACCUUCUGCCCCGACUCCCUGUUCCUAGAGGAACAUGUCAAACUGAUACACUCCGACUCCGCCGGCGCCCAGGCCCUCCAGGCCCUGCAGUCCACCUGCUCAGCCCAACCCGCCAUGGAAGACGGUGUCAGUGACUCCAGGAGGGGCGGAGGGGAACAGGACGAUGACGCGGGAGUCGAGGUUGGCGUGGGCCUCGGGCGGGGAGGGGCCGCUGUGAAGAAGGAGAUCAAAAUCGAGGGCGGGUACGAGUGUGGAGACUGCGGUCGCCACUUCAACUACCUUGGCAACCUGCGGCAGCACCAGCGUAUCCACACCGGGGAGAAGCCCUUCAUGUGUCCGGAGUGCGGGGAGAGGUUCCGCCACGCAGCCCGCUUAAAAAGCCACAGGCUGGUGCACAGCGGGGCCCAGAGCCCCUUCCCCUGCCCCCAGUGCGGGAAAGGCUUCUCGGUGCUAUCGGGACUCAAGAGACACCAGCGGGUGCACACCGGUGAAAGCCCGUACGCCUGCCCACAGUGUGGCAGACGCUUCAAAGAGCUGGGGAACCUGUACACCCACCAGAGGAUCCACAGCGGGGCCACGCCCUACUGCUGCCAGCAGUGUGGACGCAGCUUCCGCCACCUGGGAACGUACAAAAGCCACCGCUGCACACCGCCGCAGUAAACAGCCCGGCUACUUAGCUUCUUAUGCUGUCUGAUACCAAGAGAUGUAUGUCAAAGACAGGACACGGCGGACACGAGGACUACAAAGGCGUGUGUCUGGGGGGAGGUGCUGGUCAUGUGGAGAACAGGGCCGGUAUCCUGAGAUGCUUUCGUGUUAUCUCACAUUCAUGGCUUUUCACACCUGCAUCAACAAAAUCUGCUUCAUCGAGCUCGAGUUCAUUCUUGACCUCGGGGUUUGACAAAACAACGUCAACUCCAGGUCUAUGCCACAUUGGCUCCUCAUCAGAGUUGUUCCGAUACCAGUAUCAGAAAUGCCUCGGAUUGGUGCAUGUACUUGCCGAUACCCGAUCCAGCGUUUCAGGCUUUAUCGGGUAUCGGCGAGUAUAUGCAACAAUCCAAUAUUAACGCUACACAGGAACAACAACACGUGUCGCUCACUAUCGAUCUGUACAUCCUGCCCAAUCGGUUCUGUGCAAGUGCAACUCUCAACAGUGAUGAAGAAUUAGCGACAUGGCUCAUUCGGUAGCUACUUCCAUCAUCAGCUCCAGGAAAAAAAGUAGCUGCACCGAAAAUAGAAGAUU